Messenger RNA from Sciurus carolinensis (gray squirrel), 4265 nucleotides. It is a transcript of the gene Zfp64, whose product is annotated as ZFP64 zinc finger protein. The record is from RefSeq and is a predicted model, not a curated record. NCBI's taxonomy places the organism in Eukaryota, Metazoa, Chordata, Mammalia, Rodentia, Sciuridae. The transcript has 6 exons. Gene Ontology annotation, cellular component: nucleus. Gene Ontology annotation, biological process: regulation of gene expression. The coding region runs from base 129 to 2192 and encodes 687 amino acids.
GCCUCGCAGAGUUGGGAGAGGAAGGCUGGGGGGGUGUGGAAAAAUAAAAGGAAAAGUCCUGGCACCAUGUAGAGCAGCGCCCCCCGCCCUGGCACCGCGGCCGGCCGGGGACGCCCCCGUCUGCGGCCAUGAACGCGAGCGGCGAGGGCGAGAGCUUCCCCGGCUCGGUGCAAAUUCCAGGCAGCACAGCGGUGCUAGUUGAGCUGACUCCCGACAUCCACAUCUGCGGCAUCUGCAAGCAGCAGUUUAACAACCUAGAUGCCUUUGUAGCUCACAAGCAGAGUGGCUGCCAGCUGACCAGCGCGGCGGGAACAGCCCCCAGCACAGUCCAGUUUGUGGAGGAAACAGUGCCUGCUACCCAGACUCAGACCACCACCAGAACCAUCACUUCAGAGACCCAGACGAUCACAGUUUCAGCUCCAGAAUUUGUUUUUGAACAUGGCUAUCAAACUUAUCUGCCCACGGAAAGCAAUGAAAACCAAACGGCCACAGUCAUCUCUCUCCCCGCCAAGUCACGCACCAAAAAGCCUGCAACCCCGCCUGCUCAGAAAAGGCUGAACUGCUGCUAUCCAGGUUGCCAAUUCAAGACUGCCUACGGCAUGAAGGAUAUGGAGCGGCAUUUAAAAAUCCACACGGGAGACAAACCCCACAAGUGUGAGACCUGCGGCAAGUGCUUCAGCCGGAAGGAUAAGCUGAAGACGCACACGCGCUGCCACACGGGCGUGAAGCCCUACAAGUGCAAGACGUGCGACUACGCGGCGGCCGACAGCAGCAGCCUCAACAAGCACCUGCGAAUCCACUCGGACGAGCGCCCCUUCAAGUGCCAGAUCUGCCCCUACGCCAGCCGCAACUCCAGCCAGCUCACCGUCCACCUGCGCUCCCACACCGGUAAGUGCGCCGCACCCUGGGGGACGCCCCCCUUCCAGUGCUGGCUCUGUAGCGCCAAGUUCAAAAUCAGCUCGGACUUGAAAAGGCACAUGCGCGUGCACUCGGGGGAGAAGCCUUUCAAGUGCGAGUUCUGCAAUGUCCGCUGCACCAUGAAGGGGAACCUCAAGUCGCACAUCCGCAUCAAGCACAGCGGGAAUAACUUCAAGUGUCCGCACUGCGACUUCCUGGGUGACAGCAAAGCCACCCUCCGGAAGCACAGCCGCGUGCACCAGUCGGAGCACCCCGAGAAGUGCUCGGAGUGCAGCUACUCGUGUUCCAGCAAGGCGGCCCUGCGCAUCCAUGAGCGCAUCCACUGCACCGACCGGCCCUUCAAGUGCAACUACUGCAGCUUCGACACCAAGCAGCCCAGCAACCUGAGCAAGCACAUGAAGAAGUUCCACGGGGACAUGGUCAAGACCGAGGCCUUGGAGAGGAAGGAGUCCGGCAGGCAGAGCAGCCGGCAGGUGGCCAAGCUGGAUGCCAAAAAGACUUUUCACUGCGACAUAUGCGACGCCUCGUUCAUGCGGGAGGAUUCGCUCCGAAGCCACAAGAGGCAGCACAGUGAGUACAACGAGAAUAAGAACUCCGAUGUGACCGUCCUCCAGUUUCAGAUCGACCCCGGCAAGCAGCCCGCUGCACCCCUCACGGUCGGGCACCUCCAGGUGCCCCUCCAGCCCAGCCAGGUGCCCCAGUUCAGCGAGGGAAGAGUCAAAAUCAUCGUGGGGCAUCAAGUGCCCCAGACAAACACCAUCGUGCAGGCCGCUGCGGCCGCAGUCAACAUCGUCCCACCUGCCCUGGUGGCCCAGAGCCCGGAGGAGCUCCCCGAGAACAGCCGGCUGCAGAUCCUGCGCCAGGUCAGUCUGAUCGCCCCUCCUCAGUCCUCCGGAUGUCCGAGCGAGGCAGGCGCCAUGAGCCAGCCGGCCGUCCUGCUGACCACCCAUGACCAGACCGACGGGGCCACGCUGCACCAGACUCUGAUCCCCACGGCCGCCGCCGGGCCCCCGGAAGCCCCCGGCAACCAGACGUUCAUCGCCAGCUCGGGCAUCACGUGCACUGACUUCGAAGGCCUUAAUGCUCUGAUUCAGGAGGGCGCCGCCGAGGUGACAGUGGUGAGCGAUGGGGGCCAGAGCAUCGCCGUGGCCACCACGGCGCCACCCAUAUUCUCCUCCUCUUCGCAGCAAGAGCUGCCCAAGCAGACAUACUCCAUCAUCCAAGGGGCUACGCACCCGGCUUUGCUGUGUCCGGCCGAUUCCAUACCAGAUUAGUACUGGAAACGCAAGGCCCGGGCGGGGGACAGAAAUCAUGAGUAGUAGUCUGUGGUUGCUCUUGAUGUUUUUAAGGCUUGUCGUGACUGCCUCCUGUAAUAAAUUGUAUUUUGUACUUCUUACUGUAAUUUUUUAACACUGUAACUACUUUGAGACCACCUCCGAAUGGCCGCGUUCUAUGGUAGAAUCUUAAGUGUUACCAAGAUGAUUCCAAUUAGGAAUUGGAAUUAAAUGGGUUAAGUAGUGGAUACAUUUAUUUGCUUCCAAGUUGAUUCUCCAAUUGUAAUAAAGGCUCUUUUCCAUCUCGUCCAAUUUGUGUAGUAGAUGGUACUUCCUAGCCUCUCUUAAGCUCCAUUCUGAAAUAUCUCCCAGAAUUUGGGGUAUUAGUGUAUUACAUGGAUACAAAUUGAUUGGCCUGAAGGACCAUUUUCUACAUAAUGUUACAUGGAUACUUGAAAAGAAAAACAAUGUUAAGUGCUAAUGCACAGAAAAGGAAUGGUUCUCUAAUAAAUUGAUACCUGGUUAAAAUAUACUGAAUGUUAAUGCUUCUUAAGAGUCAAGAUAUGGUUUGGGGCUGAGGGGUGUAAAUCAUUGGAUAAUUAAAGAGAACUUGAAGCAGCAAAGGCUUUUAGUUCUCUCAUAAAUAUUGCUCAAACACUUUACCUCCUUCACAAUUAUAUCAAAUAAAUGCAGUACCUAAAGUGAUCCUUUUUUUUUAACUUCAAACUAAAGAUCGUGACAUUUUUAUUUAAACACAAAUAUGAUGCAAGUUCCUACUAAGAUUUGACAGGAUUUUUCUAGGCCAUAUUUUGGUUGCGAUAUCUGUGCAGAUCCAGGCUCCAGAGGAGUGGUUUGGAAAAGCACCUAGGUUUUUCCCAAGCAUAGGUUAUAUUGAGAAGAGGGAAAUUCAGAUUGUAUUGUUUUAAAUUGAAAUACUACUUGAUCAGCAGGUGGCGCCAGAGAGAAGCCGGAAUUACCCAAUUUAUACCUAAAAUGAUCUUCCAGGUUUUAACAUCUCUGAUUUUCUAUGUAGACCAGGAUUGUUGAAGGGGGGUGAUCACUAGCCUGAAAGAAGUAUAUUUGAUUGUUAUGAGUGUACCUAGGUACAUUUUUUGCCAAGUUGUCACUUUUAUUCUUUCAUACUUUAUAAACUUGCGUAUAUGUAGCUCAGUGGCAGAGUGUAUGUGUGAUGCCCUGGGUCUCAUCCCCAGGACUGGGGAAAAAAAAAAUUGUCAUAUGGAUCAUCUAUUUCAUUUUCAUAUGAAGAUGUGUUUUCUGGUUUGGGUACAAACAAGCUAGGGAAACAGUGAUGUUGGAAAUCUUGAGGGUUUGCCCGUUAGAAAUGCAGAGUCCCUGCCCUUAGGGAGGGCCAUACAGUCAGAGCAAGUUUGUUUCCCUUCUGUCUUGGAUCCUUAAUAUUUGAGCAUAAUUCUGAAGACUGAUUACUUUACCUUUGCCAGUAUUUCUUUAUUUUCGUGUCAGUAUUGGUAGUAGUGAGUUGUUAACUAUGAUUUUGGUCUGGAAGAGGAAUUCCUGCAGUGUACAGUGUUAGACAUUUUAGUAAUUUUAUCUUUGGAAUUACCGUGGUCUCCCCUUAUCCACAGUUUUGCUUUCUUGCUUUCUGUUACCUAUAGCCAACUACAGUCCAAAAAUAUUAAAUGGAAAAUUCCACAAAUAAGCUCAAAAGUUUUUAAAUGCCUUUAUUGCAACAUGUAGUUAUGAUUGUUCUUUUUGUUUGUUAUUGUAGUAAACAAUACUUCCUAUGCCUAAUUUAUAAAUUAAACUUCAUUGGAGGCUUAUGUGUGUAAAAAAGAACAGUAUAUAUAGGGUUUGGUACCAUCUGCAAUUCAGGCGUUCAAGGAAUGCCUUGGAAUGUAUCCCCAGAGAGUGGGGGAGACUACUGUAUUACUUGCAGUUCUUUAGAAAAUUACUCAGCUGCCUUUUAACUGCAAAACCGCUAUUACAAGCCUGUUCUUUUAUCCCCAUUGUUCUUUUAUCCCCAGAGUGUCCUUUCUUCAACUUUCAAAAGUUGUUUUUUCCUGGUUAUAAAUAUGAUGUGUAUUCAAGAUAGAA